This is a messenger RNA of Exserohilum turcica Et28A, 1797 nucleotides long. RefSeq lists its product as uncharacterized. The transcript is spliced from 2 exons. Bases 1 to 1551 code for a protein of 516 amino acids. NCBI's taxonomy places the organism in Eukaryota, Fungi, Ascomycota, Dothideomycetes, Pleosporales, Pleosporaceae. The record is from RefSeq and is a predicted model, not a curated record.
AUGGCGUCACAAGCCACCGAAACCACGCCCUUGGUGUCGUCCAUGUCGAGCUCCAGUCGAGCAGCCCCCACCAAGCCCCAGCGCACCGUCACGUUCAACCCGACCGUCAUCUCUACCAGCCCGAAGCCAGCCCAGUCUCGCUCCUUGUCCCACAGCGCGUCGUCUUCGGGCCAUGCCGCCACGACCCAAGGCGGGCAGCCCAUGCUGUCGACGCUGAAUAGCAAGCUGCGAAGGAGAAACAGUUCGGGGGCGCCCGCCAGGAUGCCCCCAGCCCCGGCACCCAAGAUUGGCCCGCAACGAACGACGAGGACGGCCCAGAAACUGAAGCUGCUGCCCGACCCGGCUGCCGACGAUGCCGAAGACGAAGAGAGCGGACGCGAUGUUUACGUACAGUACACGCGUAUCAAAGACCCUACGGCGAGGAGAGACGCCGCGAGACUUGGAAAGGCAGACCGAGAGCGGCUGCCAAGGGUGACGGCAUACUGCACGGCGGCUUCGUACAAGCUCGACGAGCUGAUGCGCUUCUUGAAGGGCAAGCAAAAGACAAGAGGCACGCUGCCCAAGCGCUUUGACGAGUGCAUAUACUCGCCCUACAACUAUGGCUCGACAAAGGGCCCAGAAGACGUCAGCAGCUCGUCCGUCCUCGACGGCUUUUCAGACGAGAGGCCGCGAAGGUUCUCCGACAGCGCCAUUGAAGUAGAGCACGAGAACGAGCGCAGGAGACAGGACAUUCUCGACCUGCACGACGAGGGCGACGCGCCCGAUAUGGCAAACGAGCAAGGUAUCGGCUCAAGACGCCCCGCCAUGACGCAUGCCGACUCAGACCCCCCAAUGGACACGCCGGAUUUCGACACGCGUGUGCAUACCCCCGAAGUGUUUCUUUUCGAGUACGGCACCGUUGUCAUCUGGGGCAUGACGCUCCAGGAAGAGAAAAAGUUCCUCAAGGAGAUUGCCAAGUUCGAGGUGGACAAGCUCGGCAAGGAUGAGAUUGAGACGGAGGAGUUUAAUUUCUACUACACGCGCGAAUACCAGGCGCGGAUAUACAACGACUUUAUCAGUCUGCGCGACAAGAAGAACUACAUGAUCAAGCUGGCCAUUAGUCACGGGCUGUCGCAGAGCGUCAAGACGUCGCUUUUCGAAGACUUGGUCGACAACACGAUUGACGAGACCAAAGACAUUCCCGCCGAGAUUGCGAGCUCUGGAAAGAUCAAUCUCAACAAGAAGCAGAUCAACAUGCAGAUUGGCGAGCUGUUCAUUCUCCGCAUCAGCAUCCAUUUGCAGGGGUCGGUGCUAGAUGCCCCCGAGCUCAUGUGGGCUGAGCCACAGCUCGACCCGGUCUACCAGGCGGUGAGGAGCUAUCUGGAGAUGGACCAGCGCGUGAGUCUCUUGACCGAGCGGCUCAAUGUCAUUGGCGAUCUUCUUGCCGUGCUGAAGGACCAGCUCACGGUGACACACGGCGAAUUGCUCGAGUGGAUCGUCAUUAUUCUGAUCUUCGCCGAAGUCUUGGUCGCAGCCAUUAACAUUUUCGUUGACCUGCACGCUGCCGACUAGCCUGGCGUCGUCUGUGGUUGGGUGCUGAGAUGACUUCACCGGGCAUAGGGGUGGGAUGCUCGAGUGGACCAUAGUUUUUUUUCUAAUUUUUGCUCACGUCCUGGUCGCAGCCACCGAUAUGUUUUUUUUGGCGUGCAUGUUGCAGAAUGGCCUCGACUGUUCCAAGGCUACAUAGAUUGCUGUUUCAUCAUUGCUCGUUGCCGUGUACGAUAUGAGGUUGCUGCACGCUCGGGAGGGUUGGACCAU